AACGAGGCUCUGAAUCCGUUUGUCUGAAUCGAGGUCGGCGGGCGGGCGGGCGAGGCAAGGCUCAGUAAGUUGUCGAGGUUCUUGCCGAUUCUUGAUUGUCGUCGUCGUCGUCGUCGUCAUCCUCCGAAGAUCGUUCCGUCGCAGCUCCUGGCUGCUCGAAUUCGGUGGGUCUGUUGCUCUCUUUCAUUCUUUCCCCAUUUGAUUUGACAUCGCCGUUCGGGAUUCUGGGCAGCUCGUUUUACCCGUCUCCGGAGAUUGGCGGGGGCCCGAAUUUAGGCUGCGCCUGCGCGAUUGGGAGUAAAGGGUUUUCUGGUUGCGUGUUUGAUCGGUCGAACUGGGUCGGCGUUUGUAUUUGUCGGGGAUCUGGUUUCUGGGCGGCGCUUGGAUGUGGAUAUGAUGGUGGUCUGGGUGGUGGGUUAAAUCGUUGUGCUCGUGUCAUUGAUGAGACGCCGUUCGCCGGCGAGUGUCGCAUCGGAGCAAAUGGAGAAGGGAACGGCUAAGAACCAGCACUCCCGCCUCUGUUUCUUGGCUACAUUGUCCUUGUUUUUCUGGGUUCUGCUGUUUUACUUCCAUUUCGUAGUUCUAGGGGGUAAUCCCUUUGAUGAAUCCGCCAAAUUGCAGCCCAUACCGGUUAGAACCGAAUCCACGCCUUCUCAUAGGAUCGAUGAUGACCCUUCGUCGGAACCCCGCAUGAGCGCUACGCCGCUGAGGGAGAGCCAUUUGGAAACUCCCCAAGUGGUCGAUCCCCCGAAAAGGGAAACUCCCCGAGUGGUCGAUCCCCCGAAAAAGAAAAUUCCUAAAGUGGUGGAGUCCCCGAAACGGGAAACUAAAAGGAAAAGAGAGAGUUUCCCCUUUAUGAGACCAUUGAGAACUACAGAGAACAAGAGUGAUCCGUGCGGUGGGAGGUACAUAUAUGUCCAUGAUUUGCCACCUAGGUUUAACGAGGACAUGCUCAAGGAGUGUAGGAAGUUAAGCCUCUGGACCAAUAUGUGUAAGUUCACCAGUAAUGCCGGGCUCGGUCCACCGCUCGAGAAUGUCGAAGGUGUGUUCUCGAAUACGGGAUGGUACGCGACAAAUCAGUUUGCUGUUGAUGUCAUUUUCAACAAUAGGAUGAAGCAGUACGAUUGCUUAACGCGUGAUUCUUCCAUUGCCGCGGCUGUUUUCGUACCCUUCUAUGCUGGAUUUGACAUCGCAAGGUAUCUCUGGGGUUACAACACAUCUGUGAGGGAUGCCGCAUCUCUUGAUUUAGUUAAAUGGCUGAUGAAGAGGCCGGAGUGGAACAUCAUGGGAGGGAAGGAUCACUUCCUUGUUGCUGGGAGGAUCACAUGGGAUUUCAGGCGGUUAAGUGACGAAGAAACGGACUGGGGCAAUAAGCUUCUCUUUCUCCCUGCUGCAAGAAACAUGUCUAUGCUUGUUGUGGAGUCAAGUCCAUGGAAUGCGAAUGAUUUCGGCAUUCCUUAUCCGACUUAUUUUCACCCAGCAAAAGAUGCUGACGUAUUCAAUUGGCAGGACAGGAUGAGGAAAUUGGAGCGCAAAUGGCUGUUCUCGUUUGCCGGCGCUCCUCGUCCGGACAACCCAAAAUCAAUUCGAGGACAAAUCAUUGAUCAGUGCAGGAACUCUAAGGUCGGCAAGCUGCUAGAGUGUGAUUUUGGGGAGAGCAAGUGUCAUUCUCCAAGCAGUAUUAUGCAGAUGUUCCAAAGCUCCCUUUUCUGCUUGCAGCCACAGGGUGAUUCAUAUACGAGGAGAUCUGCUUUUGACUCGAUGCUGGCAGGUUGUAUACCAGUCUUCUUCCAUCCGGGAUCAGCCUACACUCAAUACACCUGGCAUCUUCCGAAAGAUUACACAAAGUACUCCGUCUUUAUUCCUGAAGAUGAUCUAAGAAAGCGCAAUGUUAGCAUAGAGGAGAGGCUCCGGGAAAUAUCUCCCGAGCAGGUGAAGAUAAUGAGGGAGGAAGUCAUAAAUCUCAUCCCGAGGCUUAUAUAUGCUGAUCCGCGCUCGAAACUAGAGACUCUGAAGGACGCUUUCGAUGUAGCUGUGCAGGCCGUCAUUGACAAGGUUACGAGGCUGAGAAGGAACAUUAUUGAGGGCCGUACUGAAUAUGAUAACUUUAUUGAAGAGAAUAGCUGGAAAUAUGACUUGUUGGAGGAGGGACAGCGUGAAGUGGGAGGCCACGAAUGGGAUCCUUUCUUCUCGAAGCCAAAGGGCGAGGGAGAUUCUGGAGGUUCCUCUGCAGAAGCUGCGAAGAAGUCUUGGAAGAACGAGCAGAGAGACCAGUCAUGAUCUGGAGGCUUCAGUUUUCCUGAAGAAGCUUUACCAAGUGCUGAUGCAUGGUGAUGCCUCUAGAUGGAGUUCAUGUCAAGAGAGAUUCCGACCGAAGGCAAGAGCACAAUGGCUCUCCGAUGACAUAUUUUUGAAGCUAAUAUACCGUUCAGUUCAGCCUUUUAGGUCCACUGCCGUGCUAGGCAAUCAAAGACAGAAACAUAGUUGAGUGUCCCGCUUCCUUCUACAUUCUGCCUGUAUCGUGCCUAGCGAUUCUUUAAUUGCGUUUAAUAGGGUAUUACAUAGCACAUAUUCCAUGGAUGGAUCUGUUUAAUGUCCAUGUUCGCAAAGAUACUGGAACUUUUCAUGAGAAAUAUAAUUUUUCUGUUUCUGGUCAA
Molecule: messenger RNA, 2657 nt
Organism: Syzygium oleosum
Lineage: Eukaryota; Viridiplantae; Streptophyta; Magnoliopsida; Myrtales; Myrtaceae
Product: xyloglucan galactosyltransferase MUR3-like
Exons: 1
Coding region: 442-2280 (612 amino acids)
Molecular function (GO): glycosyltransferase activity
Source: RefSeq, a predicted model, not a curated record